AUGGUAUUGGUUGCUGAUGGCAUGGAUGGCAUAUCAGGAGUUAUGUACAUAGAUGGAAGCUCCUUAAAUUGGACAAUACAUAUGGGGCAUAAUGGGAAAGAAAGUGUUGGUUAUGGGAAAAAAGAGGAAAAAGUGAAGAAGGGUAGCCAAAAGGAGAACAGUUUUGGUAAUACAGUGAAUCGGUUUGCUGAAAGAUUCUACAGUUACUUAGAGAAGGUGUCUCGUGUAGCGGAAUGUUGCUUAUGUGGUGGCAAUACUGGUGUUUUUAGGAAGUCAACUGAUGGUCAAUGGGUCCAUGCCUUCUGUGCUGAGGCCGAGACUCAAAAACAUGGAGUUGAAGAAUGGAAUUCUCUGAAGAAAGUCAGGGUUGCAGCCAAGAUUUUGCAGGAUGCAGCUCAUGGAAAGAAUUACAAAUCAUAUCAGGAUAGUGGGGCAAGGAGAUUGUGUGAUGCCAUAGUGCUUGGAGGUAUCAAAGACAAUGAGAAGGCCAUGGUACUCAAGUUUGGUGGACAAGCAUUAGGUUGGAACUUAAAGGAUGAGUACUUGCCUCCUGGUUGGAUUUGCCUGGUUUGUGGAGCACAUGACAAUCAGCAGGAGCUUCCUCACAAUUUUAAGAAGAUGGCAAAAGAUGUGUAUACCCCUGAUGUCAUGGAAGCAUCUGAUCGCAUUCUUGGAAGAGAUAUAUGUGGCAAGGGCACCUGGAAGAUUGGAUGUGGUUGGAGAAAUUGUAGACUACUCCGGAAGCCUUUUUUGCAGAUAUUGGGCGGCACGAAACACCCUAACAACAGACAAACAAGAGGAGCUUCGCUACCUUGGAGCACGGAACUAGGGAACCAUAAACAAGCCUGGCAUUGUCUUGACCGAGAAAUAAGGGCAGAUCCGGAAGAUGUGAGUCUUAGACAUCCCCGUGCCUUGAUUUAA
Molecule: messenger RNA, 921 nt
Organism: Lactuca saligna
Lineage: Eukaryota; Viridiplantae; Streptophyta; Magnoliopsida; Asterales; Asteraceae
Source: the annotation of a GenBank genome assembly